UCCCUAUCAGGGAUGCCACCUAGAGGUAAAGGAAAAUCAGCAUACGCAGAUAAAUCCUUGAUUAAACCAUACCUUUGUCCCAAGGGAGUGACUGCUAUCAUAGGUAAGUUAUCAAGUCCCUGAAUAGACUAAUAUAUCUGUCUUUGAUUUAAAGGGAAUGGAUACGUGACAGUUUAGUUCAUAUAUAUGCUGUCGUAUAUUUUUUAAUACAUUUUAAAUUAAUUUUUUCUUUCAGAUAAGGCUUUGCAAUUCCAGAAGAUAAAACACUGGCGUCCAAAGAAAGAUUCCAGUCAAAUUAGGCAAGCAAUGGCUGUACGAAUCAACGAAGUAGCGAGUCAGUAUGCUAAAGAAAAAUCAAAAUAACUAUGAUUAAACUAUGAUUUUUCUUUUUAUCGUUAUUUUUGCAAAUCAUUCCUUAUCUAAUCAUUAUUUUUCAUUAUUAUUUUAAGCAAAAGCUGGCAGUUUUUGUCUUAUGGACUAUAAUAACUUUGUUUAGCUCUUGAUCAUUUUACAGUUAAAUAACUUUAGUCCCCGCAGUGGAGGAGCGCCACGUUGGUACUCCUUCAGAAGGAGGGGAAGGAUGUCUCUCUCCCGUCGGCGUAUAGGCCUAUAUGCCUUCUGGACGAGGCGGGCAAGCUGUUUGAGCGCUUGCUCGUUAACCGCCUCGCCCAGCACCUGUCCCAGACGGGCCCCAACGUCAGCGGGGCCCAGUUUGGAUUCAGAGAGGGCCUGUCAACGGUGGACGCGAUCAAACACGUUCAGGCCCUCUCUGAGGAGAUGACGUCCCGGGGGGGGGGGGGAUGUUGGCUGUAUCCUUGGAUAUUUCCAACGCUUUCAACACCCUCCCCUGGAGACAUAUCAGGGAGUCGCUCCGACGCCACGGGGUACCGCCGUACCUCAUUCGCGUCGUGAGCGACUACCUAAGGGACAGGUGGGUCGAAUACAUCGACCAAGGCGGAGUACGCCGGCGGGAGAGACUGCGCCGAGGAGUGCCCCAGGGUUCCGUGUUGGGACCAUUCCUUUGGAAUCUGGGGUAUGACUCGGUGCUACGAGUUCCCCUCCCCCCCGACUGUCACGUCGUCUGCUAUGCAGACGACACACUUGUGACGGCCGGGGGCUGCAAUUGGAGUGAGUCCCUCUCCAGAGGAGAGGUGGCAGUGGGAGCGGUCAUAGGCUCCAUCCGCAGUCUGGGCCUCGAGGUGGCACUUGGCAAGACCGAGGCCGUGAUGUUCCACGACGGAGCACACGGCAGGGCUUGGAAAAAGCCACCCGAGGGACUAUCCCUGACUGUGGAUGCAACCCUCGUCGGGGUCAGUCACGAGAUGAAGUAUCUCGGACUGACGCUCGACGACCGAUGGAGCUUUGAGAGCCACCUUGCCGGAGCGGCCGUACACGCUCGGGAGCGGGCGACCACGCUUGGUCGUCUUCUCCCCAACCUGGGCGGCCCGGACGGCAAGGUGCGUCGGCUGUACGCAAAUACGGGUCAGUUCGGUAGCGCUCUACGGGGCCCCAGUUUGGGCCCCGAAACUCGCGGCAUCGAGGCAUGCGCGCGCCAAGAUGGCGCGUGCCUUUCGCCCGAUUGCCGGGAGGAUCGCGAGAGCCUACCGGACCGUUGCGUACAACGCGGCGGCGGUGAUCGCCGGUCUCCCCCCAAUGGAGAUCGUGGCGGAGGAACAUUACGAUAUGUUCCUCGAAAGCCGCGACUCAGGGGGGAGGCCGAUCAGAUGGGCGGCGAACCACCGUGCUCGGCAAAGACUCCGGCACCGGCGGCGCGCAAUCGCCAAAUGGCGAGAGGUGUUAGUAGCCUCGGGGAACAACACCCCGGGGCUGCGCGUCGUCGGGGCAAUCGGGCCCCUCCUCGACCAAUGGGUCGAUAGAGGAUGGGGCGGGUUGUCCUUCCGGAUGACUCAGGUGUUGACUGGCCACGGGUGCUUCGGCCACUACCUGAGUCGGAUCGGAAGGGAGCAGACUCCCGGCUGCCACCACUGUGAGGCCGUGGACGACACUGCCCAGCACAUGCUGGCAGAGUGCCCCGCGUGGGCGGACGAGCGGGCAGUGCUCGUCCACGAAGUAGGGCAGGACCUCUCCCUUCCAGCGGUGAUUGCCGCCAUCCUGGAGGAAGAGAGGUCCUGGCAUGCAUUUGCCUCCUUCUGCGAGAGAGUCCUCUCACAGAAGGAGGCGGCGGAGCGUGAGAGGAGGGGUGAGGUGCCCCUUCUCCGCUCGCCACAACGACGGCGGCGGCAGCGUCCGGCACGCGGACGUCAACCGCGGGCCCGGCCUGCUGCGGGGGAUGGAGCGGGGACCAGUGGAGGACGAGCAGGCGGGGGAACACUAUCACCCCCAGCCUCCCCCCCGUUGACGCGGAGCAGAGCGAGAUUGCUCGCCCGCGCCUCUGCUCCCGCUCCGCCCCCCACCUUGUUGCCGCCUGUACCGCCAUGA
This is a messenger RNA of Vollenhovia emeryi, 2439 nucleotides long. RefSeq lists its product as uncharacterized. The record is from RefSeq and is a predicted model, not a curated record. The coding region runs from base 1558 to 2439 and encodes 293 amino acids. The transcript has a single exon. Lineage: Eukaryota; Metazoa; Arthropoda; Insecta; Hymenoptera; Formicidae.